Messenger RNA from Gadus macrocephalus (Pacific cod), 574 nucleotides. RefSeq names its product fatty acid-binding protein, intestinal-like. Lineage: Eukaryota; Metazoa; Chordata; Actinopteri; Gadiformes; Gadidae. The transcript is spliced from 4 exons. The record is from RefSeq and is a predicted model, not a curated record. Gene Ontology annotation, molecular function: fatty acid binding. The coding region runs from base 137 to 535 and encodes 132 amino acids. Gene Ontology annotation, biological process: fatty acid transport. Gene Ontology annotation, cellular component: cytosol; nucleus.
CAGCAGUGGAACAAACGGAGGUUAUUGUGGUCGGCGCUCGUCCCUGCGGUCUGUUCUCACCUCUCUCGCCCUCUCUCUUUCUCUCUCUCUCUCUCUCUCUCUCGAUCGAAGCCCACCACAACUCCUACCUGUAGCCAUGGCGUUUGACGGAACCUGGAAGGUGGACCGCAGCGAGAACUACGACAAGUUCAUGGAGCAGAUGGGCGUCAACGUGAUGAAGAGGAAGCUGGCCGAGCACGACAACCUCAAGGUGAUCAUCGAGCAGUCGGGCGACAAGUUCCACAUCAAGGAAUCCAGCACCUUCCGCACCAAAGACAUCGACUUCACCCUCGGCGUGCAGUUCGACUACUCCCUGGCGGACGGCACCGAAGUGUCUGGCACGUGGGUGCUGGAGGGGGAAACUCUGAAGGGAUGUUUCACCAGGAAGGACAACAACAAGGUCCUGACUACCACUCGCUGUGUGGUGGGCGGAGAACUUGUCCAGUGUUACAACUAUGAGGGUGUGGACGCCAAGAGGACUUUCAAGAAACAGUAAUUUGGAUUGCGAAGGGAAAUUAAACAUUUUUAUACCCUA